CUUCCGGUCGAGACGCAACCCGAUCAGAAGCGUUUACGGAGCGUCGGCGUCUCAUGGUUCCGCCGUGGAAAUGGCCUCCUCUGGUCACCUAGCUCUAAAUGCCAAAUGAGGCGAUAUCUGCCGGAGUCGACCGAGAGAAGAUAGCCCCCCCUAACCCCACACCCACCACCCCUUCGGAGCCGCUAGCUUAACCCCCCGUCGAGCGUCGGGAAGUUUGUUUUCGGUAAUUUCGAGUGGGGUGACCAGGCAGAAAAAAAGAGAAAACAACAAUGCCACAUUUCUUGUGGUCGGAGUCGCUGUCGCCCGCUCAACUUAAGCGGCUGGAGGAGCACAAGUACAGCGCCUCCGGUCGAUCCCUGUUCGAGCCGCCGUGUCAAAUCUACUGGAACUGGCUGGUGGAGCAAAUACCGACAUGGGUCGCGCCGAACACCCUGACUAUCGUCGGACUGCUGAUCAACAUCUUCUCCACGGUGGUGCUGAUGUAUUAUUGUCCCACGGCCACGGAGGAGGCUCCGGCGUGGGCCUUCAUCAUGAGCGCCCUGGGCCUGUUCAUCUACCAGUCUCUGGACGCCAUUGAUGGGAAGCAGGCCAGGAGGACCAACAGCAGCUCGGCUCUGGGGGAGCUCUUUGACCACGGCUGCGACGCCGUCUCCACAGUCUUCGUUGCUGUGGGAACAUGCAUUUCGUGUGGCAUAGGAAGACACCCGGACUGGAUGUUCUUCUGUGGUUUCAUCGGGAUGUUCAUGUUCUUCUGCGCCCACUGGCAGACCUACGUGUCCGGGACCCUGCGCUUCGGCCUGAUUGACGUCACAGAGGUGCAGAUCGCCAUCACCAUCAUGUAUUUGAUGUCGGCUUUCGGAGGCGUGAGCCUUUGGCAGGCAACGUUGCCCGUCAUUGGAAUACAGAUGUUCGUCUUCCCCAUCAUCGGCAUCAGCGGCGGGGCCCUCUACUCCUGCUACAACUAUUUUUACGUCAUUUUGAACGGAGGCGUUGGCAAAAACGGCUCCACUGUGGCUGACACCAGUGUGCUGAGUCCCGGUUUGCACAUCGGCCUCGUCCUCACCCUGGCCUUCAUCAUUUUCAAGAAGUCGUCCAGCCAGCUGUUUGAGCUCCACCCGUGUUUGUACCUGCUCGCCUUUGGCCUGGUCACCUCCAAGAUCUCCAACAAGCUGGUGGUCGCACACAUGACCAAGAGUGAGUUGCACCUCCCGGACACGGCCUUCGUAGGCCCCGGCCUCCUCUUCCUCAACCAGUACUUCAACAGCUUCAUCGAUGAGCAUAUAGUCCUGUGGAUCGCCAUGGUCUUCUCCCUUCUGGAUCUAACGCGCUACUGUACCGGCGUGUGCCUCCAGAUCGCCUCCCACCUGCGCAUCCGCGUCUUUAGCAUCACGCCGCCGAGCCAGCUCCACCGCGACUGACGGCCUGCCCGGCGGGAGGAGGCGGGGGGAGACGCGGAUCUCUCCCCGCUCCUGAAAGCAGACGACGAGGAGGAAGAGAGAGCCUCCUCGACCCCGAGCCACUGCAGCCUUGACAAAGUGACCACUUCUGAUUAAAAACUGCCUCCUCCACAAGAAGGAAACAUAUAAACGACUCACAUCACUACAAACCAAAAAGGGAAAAGGAAAAAAAAAAAAGUUUUGAAAAGCAUGGAUCUGUUGAAACUGGAAGUGACGUGGAACCAGUUUCCCUUGAAUUGCUCAUCGGCUGUUGUAGCCGACAAGUUUUAAUUUUGAAAUCAUCGCAUGUGUUCAGAAAAAUACAGUUCAGAGUUUUACAUCUUCGUCCUGCUUAUUCAACUCGAAUACCAAAAUAUUUUUCUAACAGGUACUUUAUAGUUUGGGCCGAUAUUGAAGAAUAUUAUCUACUUUAAAUUUAAAUAUGUGGGGUUGUCAUAUAUUUCGGAAUCAUGAGUGCAAUAAGGUGAAUCUCUUUAAUAUAUGCCCAAACUAAAUGCAUCGGCUGUUGAAAGCUUUCUUGAUUUGUUUUGAUUCAUUGAAAUGAAUGUGACUCAAUCUGGCAAAAAUCAGGGCUCAAAAACCCAAAUGAAAAGUAAAAAAAAAAAAAAACAUGACCUCUAAAACCUCAAAUAAUUUCCAAUGAAUUUUGCAGUGUGGACUGGCAGGUUGUCAUCGCGUCGGGGCGACAGUCUGUGUUAGUGCUGAAAACAACGACAGGUUUUCUAUCAGGCGUCUCCUACGAACCCCUUUCAAUCAAUAUUGUCCUUCCCAGUUACUCAUCUCAUCCUUCAAUACUGGAAAAAUAAAAUACACCCCCCACCUCCCCCUCCACCCCCCUUUGCCUUUUAGAGCGCCGUCGACUGAUGAAGCAUUAACACACGACUUGUUCUGCUUUCUCUGUUCUUCUCCCUGAAGGGCUAAUAGCUAAUUAUAUGUGAUUGUACAGAAUUCAACUGAAAACGCCUUAAAUAUUUUUUGUUGUAAUUACGGUUUGACUUGUGAAUAUUUAAGACAGCUUUGUACAUUUUCCUUUUUUUCACUGAAGUAUCAAACCAGAUGCAACAGUAGUAAUAAUAUGCCACUGGACUUGUUCACACGUAAGGUUUCUUCACUUAUACAAAUGUAUAUUAUGUAUGGGGGACUGAUCCAUUUUGGUUCUUGAAGCUAUGUUGGUUUAUCAGUCAUUUCAUCUGAUUAAAUCUCAUUGAGUUGUGUAACCUGGUUUAUUCAUAUUUCAGGUUAUUUUGGUUCAAAAGGGAUAGUAGUGCUGGUAAAAGGAUAAAAGACAAUGGUACUCUUGAAUUUGAUUUGAAAAAGUGUCCUCUCAGUUUCUGCUGCUGCAGGAUCACGGACUAUAAAAGAUGGGCUCGUCCCAAACAUGAUUUCAGUAAAUUUACGAUGGACUUUGGAACUAUGCAUUGAAGUGUACAACCUUCAUUUUACCACCAUGUUGCACUGUUCAAUAAUACAGUAAAACACCUUUCUACUAACAGAUACUGUAUGAGUGGAAAAGAUUGUAAUAAAGACAAUAUUUUUCAUGUGAUGCGUUAUUGUCCACGCUGAACCAUUUACUUCAGGUGGCAAUCUGAAAGAUCGUCAUUUAAAUAAAUAGUCAAAGGGAAAACUAUUUUUCAACUUGACCCUAUUUA
This is a messenger RNA of Gasterosteus aculeatus aculeatus (three-spined stickleback), 3106 nucleotides long. RefSeq names its product choline phosphotransferase 1 (gene chpt1). Gene Ontology annotation, biological process: phospholipid biosynthetic process. Gene Ontology annotation, molecular function: diacylglycerol cholinephosphotransferase activity. Lineage: Eukaryota; Metazoa; Chordata; Actinopteri; Perciformes; Gasterosteidae. The record is from RefSeq and is a predicted model, not a curated record. Gene Ontology annotation, cellular component: Golgi apparatus; endoplasmic reticulum membrane.